CACCACACAAUAUGGUAAAUGAGACGUAGGGAAAACUACAACACUAACACAAUGGAUGGGGAUGAUGGAAAAGAUAGUAUUGAUGACAUUUAUAUCAACUUUGAUACUGUAAGCAGUGAAACAGGAAAAGAAACUGCAGAUUCUAAUACAACAAGAACCAAAUCACAUGAAAUCACAGUGAAAGAACCCGCGAGGAACAGAAGUCCCAGAUCAGUUCUAGUGUGUUUGGUGGUGCUGUGUGUUCUUCUACUGACGGCAGUCAUAGUGCUGUGCGUGAAGCCCAAUCUAGAAAGAGAUCAGCUAAUACUCAAGAUCAACGGUCUGACUGAAGACAAAACAAAUUUGUUUUCCAAAUGUGAAAAUCUGACCAAUGAGAGAGAUCAGCUAAAACGGGAGAAAGCUGAACUUCAGACGAGUCUCGGAAAAAUGGAUGGAUGGAUUUACUAUCAAUCCCAUUUUUACUUCAUUUCAUCUGAGUUAUUGGGCUGGUCUGAGAGCAGAAGAUACUGUAGAGAGAGAGGAGCAGAUCUGAUCAUCAUUGACAACAGAGAGGAAGAGGAUUUUAUUUUGAAAACGCCUGGUACUUACAACAGCUGGAUGGGUUUGUCCGACUUUGUUGUGGAUGACAGAUGGAAAUGGGUUGAUGGCAGCGCACUGAACUUUACCUUCUGGAGGUCUGGAGAACCCAAUGUUACCAAAAACAGAGUAGACUGCAUUUUAUCCACUACAGCAGGGUGGGCUAUGUAUCCAUGCAAUUAUGGUUUUAAAUGGAUCUGUGAGAAAUUAUUUUCAAAAUGACUCAUUACAGUGAAAAUGAAUGCUAAAACAGACUUGAAACAUCAACUCUUUUAAUGUAUCUUAUGUUGAUUUGUACAAUAAACAGAUAAACCUUUAAUAAUGAACUAUUCCCACUACACAAAUGUUUCUUCACUAUAUAGCAUUUCGGAUCAAAAGUUUAUAAUCACUAAUUUU
This is a messenger RNA of Triplophysa rosa, 972 nucleotides long. Its product is annotated as hepatic lectin-like. Lineage: Eukaryota; Metazoa; Chordata; Actinopteri; Cypriniformes; Nemacheilidae. The coding region runs from base 19 to 798 and encodes 259 amino acids. The transcript is spliced from 5 exons. The record is from RefSeq and is a predicted model, not a curated record.